CCUUAAAAUUUGUAAACAAAAGCAAAAUAUCAUAAUUUUUAAUUUAUCCUGACUUUUUACUACGUUUCCAGUCUAUUGGGAUGCGUCUGAAUGAGAAAACGAAAUUAGUUGGUAGCCGGAUAGUCCUUGUUCCCUAUGAAGCUCUCCAUGUGCCCAAAUACCAUAAAUGGAUGAGCAGCGAGGAACUGAGACAGCUGACUGCCUCAGAACUACUGACUCUGGAUGAGGAAUACCAGAUGCAGCAGAGUUGGCGCGAGGACAAUGACAAGCUAACUUUCAUCGUCCUGGACGCGGAAGCCUACUCCCGCGAUCAGGAUGAAAUCGCAGCCAUGGUGGGAGACACCAAUCUCUUUCUGCAUCUCGACCCCGACACGGACCAACAAGUGGCCGAAGCAGAGAUAAUGAUUGCCGAGCCAUCGGCCAGGGGCAAGGGCUUUGGACGCGAAGCCAUGCUUCUGAUGCUUAAAUAUGCUCAAGCCCAAUCCCAGCUAAAGCUGGAGAAGUUCGAGGUGAAAAUAGACAUGCACAACACUAUCUCCCUGCAUUUAUUUGAGAGCUUUCAGUUUGUGGAGACCCGCCGUGUAGAGGUCUUCCAAGAGGUCACACUGGAGCGACCGAUCACGCCGGAGUGGACAAGCUGGCUUGACAAGCAAGUGGAGCUAAGGAUCGAAACCUAUUAGAAUAUGUUUAAUUAUGAAUGCAUUUUUUAUCAAUGUACAAAUAUAGACAAAUGGUUUAAGAAAUAUGGUUGUAUAGACCCACCUGCGAGUACAAAUCAAAAGUCUCGGAUUAAUACA
Molecule: messenger RNA, 797 nt
Organism: Drosophila bipectinata
Lineage: Eukaryota; Metazoa; Arthropoda; Insecta; Diptera; Drosophilidae
Gene: Mnat9
Product: microtubule-associated Nat9
Molecular function (GO): N-acetyltransferase activity
Source: RefSeq, a predicted model, not a curated record